AUUUUAUAUAGAAUCAUCCAACAACCAGAUGAGUUCAUAAAAGAGAGAGAAGCUUAGUCGCUCCUGUAGUUUCUUCAACUAGCGUUCGUCUCAACUGGUUGACUCUCUUGAGUAGAGAUCAAUGGCUGAAUUUCUCACUUUUGGUGCUCAAGAAUUGCUGAGGAAAGUGGCUUCACUUGCAGCCCAAGAGUUCAAUCUCGUAUGGGGAUUCAACGGAGAGAUAACAAAGCUGCGUGAGUCACUGGUCAUGCUUGAAGCUAUGCUACAAGAUGCAGAACAUCCGCGACAAAAUCAGGGAGAGGCUGUGAAGAUCUGGUUGAAGAAGCUUGAAAACAUGGCUCAACAGGCUGAUGAUGUUUUGGAUGACUAUGGAUAUGAGCUUCUUCGGCGUAAGGUGCAAGUGCGGAGCCAGAUGAAGAAAAUGGUGCAAGAUUUCUUUUCACUCUCCAAUCCAGUUGUAUUUCGUGUUAAAAUGGCACAUAAAAUUAAGAAGAUCAACUCCUCUUUGGAUGAGUUGACUAAGAAGGCAAGUGCUAUUGGCUUAGUUGUUAAUCUAUCCUUAGAUGCAACAACUUCCCAUGGUAUAACCAUUGACAGGGAAACCUACUCUAUCGUGAAACAAGAUGAAAACAAUAUCAUUGGAAGGGACGAUGUUGUGGCAGAUGCAGUUCAAACCCUGAUCAAAUCAAACCCAAAACAAGAAAGUAAUCUUUCUGUUAUGGCCAUUGUUGGUAUGGGGGGCCUUGGCAAGACAACUUUGGCUAAAUCAAUAUAUCAUGAAUCUGAGAUAGGUAGGCACUUUAAGAAAAAGAUAUGGAUAUGUGUAUCCACAAUUUUUGAAGUCCGUUCAAUUUUGAGAGGGAUCCUGGAAUCUCUUGAACCAGAAAAAGCUGCAGUGCGAGCUAUAGAUGCAAUUUGUAAAGCUGUCCAAGAAGAGUUGAAGGGAAAGAGAUAUCUUCUCAUACUUGAUGAUGUAUGGAACGAAGAUGCUCAAAAAUGGAGUGACUUGAUGAGUUGUUUGUUAAGAAUCACUGAUGCUCGAGGAUGCAGCAUCAUUGUUACUACUCGUAGUGCCAAAGUUGCAAAAAUAGUGGAGACCCUUCCUAGAUGUGAUUUGAGAAAACUUUCAGAUGAUGGAUGUUGGCUCAUAUUAAAGGAUAAGGCGGUGCCAGACAAAAGUAUUCCUAUACAUGAAGAUCAAGAGAAAAUUGGAAGGGAGAUUGCGAAAAAAUGUGGAGGUAUACCAUUAGUUGCAAAGGUUUUAGGAAACAUUAUGCGUUCUAAAACAAGCGAUGGAUGGAAUUCAAUUGUUAAUAGUAAAAUUUGGGAGAUAUCAGAAGAAGAAGAAAGAAUCAUGUCGAUUUUGAAGUUGAGUUUUGAUGAAUUGAAAUGUUCAUCAUUGAAACAGUGUUUUGCAUACUGCUCAAUGUUCAUUAAAGAUUUUGAGAUGGACAAGGCUGACUUGAUUCAACUUUGGAUGGCUCAAGGAUGGCUUCAUUCCACCACAGCUGAUAUGGAGAUGGAGGAUAGAGGUAACGAGUAUUUUAACAUCUUAUCAGAAAAGUCCCUUUUUCAAGAUGUUGAAACGGAUUACAAUGGUAAUACGAGUUGUAAGAUGCACGAUCUUGUGCAUGACCUUGCAGAACGUGUAUCAAACAUGACACACUUGCGCUCUCUGUUUUCAAAGGGAGAAGCACUUGGGAGUGCCUUGCUUACUGUUAGAUCUUUACGUGUGUUAAAUUUAUAUGAGGCGGACAUCGACAAGCUGCCGAGUUCAAUUGGAAAGUUGACACACUUGAGGUAUCUGAAUGUUAUGAAGACUAAUGUCAGAGCAUUUCCAAGAUCUAUCGGUCAGCUUUAUUACCUUGAGACGUUUAAAAUGCCUUAUCAUGUUGAAGAGUUCCCGAAGAUGAUUGCUCAUAUGAUUAACUUGAGAUAUGUUUAUUUUGGUAAACAUGCAAUGGUUCCAGCUGGGAUAUUGGGAACGUUGACGAAUCUCAGAUCAUUACCUUUACUAAAGGUGGGCGAGGAAACUGGGCCUAGGAUUGAGGAACUCGGUGGGUUAAACCAUUUGAGAGACACCUUAUCUAUCUAUGAUCUGGAGCAUGUAAGAAAUGGAGAAGAAGCAGCGAAAGCGAAGUUGGUCGAUAAGAAACACAUAAGAAAGUUGACUCUUGACUGGAAGCUCAGUAGAGCAAGCAACAAUGUCGACAAUGAGGAUGAUGUACUUGAAGGCCUGAAACCACAUUGUAAUCUGGAAAGUUUAAACAUCCAGGGGUUCAUGGGUUGUAAGUUUCCAUCAUGGUUAUUGCUUGCCAGCAACUUGAAAGAUAUUGAAUUAGCAGGGUGCAACAAAUGCGAAAGAGUCCCAACACUAGGCCAUCUGCCCAAUCUUAGACAUGUUAAGAUUGCCAACAUGCAGAACCUAAGGUGCUUGGGGUCAGAGUUUUAUGGUUACGAUCAGAUCUCUGGUUCAACAACAAGUGAUGAGGGAAAUACUCUGUUUCCUAAAUUGAGGUCAUUGCAUAUCGAUAAUGCCGAGAAUCUAAUAGAUUGGAUGGAAGCAGCGGAAGUGAUGCUAAUUGCAGAAAGAGUAACUGUGUUUCCCUGUCUUGAAAACCUCAUGCUGUGGAACUGUAAGCAACUGCAAAGUGCUCCCAGUCAUUUUCCAUCUCUAAAAUGGUUGCAGAUUAGAGGCAUGAACAGCGGAGGCAUUCCAAUAGCAAGUAUUCUGAGCAGUAGUCUGACCACUCUCACUUCUCUAACUCUAGACAAUGUGAGGGGACUUGCUUGUCUGCCGGAAAGCUUGUUAGAAAACAAUCAGAAUCUUGAAUAUUUGUUUAUAGCGGAUUGUCCGGAGUUAACUGGUAUUGUUACUCCCCAAUCACGCUGCCGUGCAUCUCUUCGGGAUGUAUGUAUUAGUGGGUGUCCUAAGCUGAGGUGUUUACCUGAUAAUGGGCUAUUACACCCACUCUCUCUCAAGAAUUUGGACAUAUAUCAUUGCUCCAGUCUAGAGUCCAUUCCAAUCCCUGAGCAAGGUGGCCUCCCAUCUCUCGAAAAAUUGAAGAUCAUUAAUUGUGCCGAGUUAUCCAGUCUCCCUGACGGGAUACAACACUGCACAUCUCUUCGAGGAUUGGAGAUACGGAGCUGCCCGAAGAUAAAGUCCAUUCCAAUUCCAUCAGAGGGCUUCCCAUCACUUGGUCGGCUAUGGCUUGAGCAGUGUGCUGGAUUAUCAAGCUUGCCGAGUGGGCUAGGCGGCUGCAUCUCUCUUGAGGAUUUGUCCGUAACAGAGUGCCCUAAGGUGACUUCCGUUCCAUUUGACAGUCUCAAUACAACUCUUCGAUACUUGAGGGUAGAUAAUUUGGAGUCUCUUCCUAAUCUACUCUGUCGCUUCACAUCCCUCCGUCUAUUGGGAAUCAAGAAAUGUCAAAGUACAGGUAUUGAUCUUAAAAUCCCCGUCUCUCUUAAGGAGUUGACAAUAGAAGAGUGUCCUAAUCUAGAGACUGUUCCGAGUUUAGACAAGCUCACCUCCCUCCGUAGACUGCAAAUCAGCAAUUGUUCGCGAUUAACUUGCCUACCCAGUGGGUUAGCAUUCACCCGUCUCAAGUGGUUGAAUAUUGGUCCGUUCUGCCAUGAGCUGGAUUCAUUCCCUGCUCUUCAGGUUCUACCACAACUUGAAGAAUUAGAGAUUUACGGGUGGCCUAAGCUCAAGUCUCUGCCUGAACAAAUUCAACACUUGACGUCUUUGAAGGAGUUGUGGAUAUUUGACUUUGAGGGAGUGGAGGCUAUUCCAGAAUGGUUGGGAAACCUUGCAUCUCUUACAAACCUAUUGAUUAGGCGCUGCAAGAAUCUGAAGUAUCUACCAUCCGUCCAAGCUAUGCGCAGCCUCACCAAAUUAGAGGAGCUAACUAUCGUGGAGUGUUCCCUUCUAAAAGAAAGAUGCAGAGAGGAGAGCGGCCCAGAGUGGCCUAAGAUUUCUCAUAUUCCAGAACUCGAUGGUAACUCCUUUUCUUCUCUUUCUCAAGUAUUGCGAAGUUGCAUGCUCUAUUUUCAAGUCAACGUUGAUGCAUUACUCUAGUCUGUCACUUCUAAAGCCACUCUUUUAUACAAGCAUCUCUUAAGAAAUUUAGAACUUGUAUUUAUCUACAUCCCUAUUUGGUGUGUCCCUAACUUCUUCUUUAUUAGUUCGUUGAGACAGGGGCUUGCAUGUUUGUGACACGUGAAGAAUAAGAGCCGUUUGCUGGUAUGAAUAAGUUGAAAUUGCUCCAUGUAUUGCAGUAAUGUGCAACUGUCAGGAGCAUCUAAAGCUCAAUAUCAUCUCUCUAUCAGCAUUGCAGUAUUUAUUCCCAAGGGAAAUUGCAAAAGAUGGUUCAUUGCUCAUGUUGUUAAAAAGUAUAAAGAGGCACCCUGGUUGCUCAGAUGAGAAGUAGGUGAUCCAGGUCAUUUAGAAAAGGAGGGUAGGAGUCUGGGAGCAAUUGGAGUAGUACUAGGAAGUAUGGUUCAGUCAGGGAGGAAGAAUUUAUGGAGUCUGAUAUUACCAAACAAGAUGAAGCUUAUGUGGCGUGCGUGUAACAACUUACUGCCUUGCGGGGAAGUUUUGGAAAAGAAGAAUAUGCCAAUAUGGGAAUUGCCUGAGAAGUGGGUGUAGCAAUGAUUUAGUGAUCCUUUUUCUAUGGGAAUGCAAUUGGGCAAGAAAGGUAUGCAGUCGAACUUUAUCAAGAGAAGUUGUUAGGCUUUGGCAGGCACAAGAUGCUUUGGGUUUGCAUUUCAAACAGUAGCUAAGGAGAAAAUACUUCAAUGGUUUUGUGUUGUCGCUUUGGCAUUUAUGGCAUGAACGUAAUAAUCUUUUACAUGGAAAGGAGGUGUCCCUGGUUUAUCUGUUUGUUAACAAGAUUGUUUCUUGGUAGGAAGUUUGUGAACUAGUGGGGGGAAAUGAGGAAGCUGAGUCGGUAGUGAAUGGAAGUCAACAGAUUAGAAGUGGAAGUGGGGGAGCUUUACCAAAUGCUGGGGUGGUAAAAUUAAAUAUUCAUGGGGCUAUGAAGAAUGGUUUGUUUGGUACUGGUGCUGUUUGUAGGAAUGAGUAUGAAGACUGUGUGGGCACACUGGCAGUGCCUGGGACUGGUUCUACGCUGCUAUUAGUCCACAAUCUUGUGUGUGUUCUUGACUUUAUUUAAUGUUCUUCACUUCUAUGUGCAAGCUGGGUUUGCUGGCCUACAUAUAGAGGAAGAUGCUCAAGAGUGUUUUUGCAGCUUGGUUUCUCGGCGAAGACUUCAGCAUAAAUGGUUUUCUAGUAGAUGAAGCAAGGCUGCUAAUUAGUCAGUUUCAGUGACCUGUAGUUGGGGUGUACAUCCCUAGAAUGGGUGAUAAAGCUGCUCAUAGAGUUGCUAACACUGCCAUGCCUCUCCAUUUUCUCACUUAUUGGUGG
This is a messenger RNA of Argentina anserina (silverweed cinquefoil), 5425 nucleotides long. Its product is annotated as putative disease resistance protein RGA3. Gene Ontology annotation, biological process: defense response to fungus. The record is from RefSeq and is a predicted model, not a curated record. Gene Ontology annotation, molecular function: ADP binding. The transcript is spliced from 4 exons. Bases 122 to 4078 code for a protein of 1318 amino acids. NCBI's taxonomy places the organism in Eukaryota, Viridiplantae, Streptophyta, Magnoliopsida, Rosales, Rosaceae.